AUGGCCAGUGUGUUCUUAGUGCUCCAGGCAGCAAGCUGGGCUCGUAUUCGGCUGCCACUGUUUUUAGCUCAACGUUGCCGCACCAUGUCUUCUCAAAAACAAUUGGUACCACCUCCUGCACCCCUGCUACAGCCACUGUCUGUCCCAGACAGGCUACUGCUGGGCCCUGGGCCCUCCAAUUCCUCUCCCCGGAUCUUGUCUGCAGGUGGUCGACAGCUCAUAGGACAUAUGCACAAAGAAAUGAUCCAGAUAAUGGAUGAGAUCAAGCUGGGAAUCCAGUACGCCUUCCAGACACAGAACCCUCUCACGCUGGCUGUCAGUGGCACCGGCCAUUGUGCCAUGGAAGCAGCCUUACUGAACAUGGUGGAGCAGGGAGACAAAGUGAUGGUAGCUGUGAAUGGAUUUUGGGGCGAACGAGCAACGGAUAUUGCCGAGAGGCUUGGAGCUGAAGUACAUCAGCUGGUCAAGGCCCCUGGAGAGUACUUUACUCUAGAAGAAAUAGAGAGGGGUUUGGUGGAGCAUGCCCCCCUCUUAUUUUUCAUCACUCAUGGAGAAUCAUCUACUGGCGUGGCUCAGCCCUUGGAUGGCCUUGGCGAACUCUGUCACAGGUAUAAUUGCUUACUAUUGGUAGAUGCUGUGGCAUCACUAGGUGGCACUCCAAUUCUCAUGGACCAGCAAGGAAUUGACAUUCUCUACUCCGGUUCCCAGAAAGUCUUAAGUGCACCACCUGGUGCUUCUCCUAUCUCUUUCAGUAAGAGAGCCAGGAACAAGAUUUCCACAAGGAAGACAAAACCAAUCUCCUUCUAUCUGGACAUGGAAGAGCUCACUAAAUACUGGGGCUGUGAUGAUAACCCAAGAAAGUAUCAUCAUACUGCACCCAUCAACACAUUUUUCUGCCUGCGAGAAGCCUUGGCAAUUCUUGCAGAAAAGGGGCUAGAAAACUCCUGGAAGAUUCACAAGGAGAACAGCCAGUAUCUGUGUGCAGGGCUGCAGAAGUUAGGCCUUCAACUCUUUGUGAACGAACCGGAUGCAAGGCUUCCAACAGUCAACACAGUCUUUGUACCCAAGGGAUAUGACUGGAAGGAAAUCACUGAAUAUAUUAUGAAAAAUCAUGGGAUCGAGAUUUCAGGAGGCCUGGGUGCUUCAGCAGGCAAGGUUCUUCGAAUAGGAUUGAUGGGCUACAACUCCACUAAAUUCAAUGUUGACAGAAUCCUCAAUGCCCUGGAAGAUGCCCUCCAGCACUGUCUCAAGAACAAGCUAUGAGGUUCCACCCCAUUGUUAAAGAGAAUUUGACCCCUGCAUUCUCUCUACCCACACUCUUCCAAUUUGCUUAAUGCACUAUGGGCCAGCAUUUUUUUCUAACCCAUUGCUUCAUCCAGUCAUCUUUCACAGGGCACAAGGGAAGACUUCUACACAGAAGGAGCUGGCAGUCAAGACAAUGCCUUGCAAGUUAUUUGAAGGCCUUUCUACACAAUCAGAUCCUAAAUUCCUUCUCUUUAUUCCACUAUAACUGUGUAACUAUAGCUUACAGUUCACACAAGAAUAAAAUUAGGUUUCAUUGCAUGUGUGCAUACCAACAUAACAUAGCCAUGUGCAAGUUAUCCCUAUAAAGUUGAUUUGGCAAGCAGCUGCUGUUAAUCCAUUUGCAUUUUUCUUCACUAAAGGUAUGCUUUAUUGUCCAAGUUGACAUGUGAACACACACACAUAUUCUUCUAGUGGCAUGCAGGUGUGGAAGACUAUGCACUCUACGUUACGUAUAUAAAUCUUUCAAAUUUUUCCAAUACAGCUUCUGCCUUUGGUGUUGGUGCUGAGAUCUUCUCACCUGUUUUGGCUCUGAGCACUUUAGCUCUAGUCUACUGGUGAUAAAAUAAAUUGGAUGAAAGCUGCAAAAAACAAGACUGAGGUGGGCCUUAGACCAAGUUAGGUUUGACACAGUAACCCUGUUCAGACAACAUGCUAAGCCAUGGUGGUUAACUAUUUUGAACUAAACAUUAUGGCUUAGCGUGUCGUGUGAAGCACUCCUAACCAUGGUGGCUACAUAACCAUGGUUUAAACACGCUCACUAGCCAUUUGCUGCAAAAGCGUUAGCGGCUUGGCUUAGUGUAUUGUCUGAACAGGCCCCGUGAAGAGUCUUUCCUCUGCCUCCUUUACAAUAGAUUUCAGGGGUGCGAAAUCCUGACAUAAGCACAACUCAAGGCGACAUUUCCUCAACAGUCUUGAAACCACUUAAGGUGAAGUGUAAUGGCUCUAAAGCAUAGCCUCCUUUUGCCUCCAUUCAUGUUCCUUUGCAUGCCAAGGAGAGCUCAAAUGCUGGCUUUUUUAACAGCAAAUCAAUAGUUUGCCAUUCCUAUGAUUUACAGUCCUGCCACUUUACUCAAAAGGUCAAUUGUUUUUAAUAUUUCUCUAUGUAAGCAGAUAUUAAAAAACUUAAUCAUGA
Molecule: messenger RNA, 2437 nt
Organism: Elgaria multicarinata webbii
Lineage: Eukaryota; Metazoa; Chordata; Lepidosauria; Squamata; Anguidae
Gene: AGXT
Product: alanine--glyoxylate aminotransferase
Exons: 11
Coding region: 1-1263 (420 amino acids)
Cellular component (GO): peroxisome
Molecular function (GO): L-serine:pyruvate transaminase activity; L-alanine:glyoxylate transaminase activity
Source: RefSeq, a predicted model, not a curated record